UUUUUUCCUGCUUUAAGGCAUGAAUCAGAUCGCAAUUCAGUGGGAUGUGAUCAUAAUUCUUUAUAUCCUCUUUAGCUGGUGUCAUGGAGGUAUUACAAAUAUAAAUUGUUCUGGUCACGUCUGGGUAGAACCAUCCACAGUCUUUAAGAUGGGUAUGAAUGUCUCUGUAUAUUGCCAAGCAGUAAUUAGGAAUUGCCAACCAAGGACAUUCCAUUUCUACAAAAAUGCCAACAAAGAAGAACUGCACAUCACUAGGAUUAAUGAAACAACAGCACAGCUUCAGUAUACAAACUUUAUGGAACCGCAUGCCUCUAUGUACUGCAUUGCUGAAUGUCUUGGACAACGGAAGAUGAUACUGAUAUGUGGAGAGGACAUCUCUUCUGGAUAUCCACCAGAUGCUCCUAAGGAGGUGACCUGUGUCAUUCAUGAAUACUCUGGCAAUAUGACUUGUACCUGGAAUACUGGGAAACUCACCUACAUAGCCACAAAGUAUGUGGUACAUUUGAAGAGUUUAGAGACAGAAGAGGAGCAACAAUAUGUCGCCUCAAGUUUUAUUAACAUCUCUACUGAUUCAUUACAAGGUGGCAAGAAGUAUUUAGUUUGGGUACAAGCUGCAAAUGUGCUAGGCACAGAGACAUCAGAACCACUGCAAAUUGACCUGGAUGAUAUAGUGAUACCUUCUGCAUCCAUCAUUUCCAGGGCUGAGAAUACAAAUGCCACUGUGCCUAAGACUAUCAUUUACUGGAAUAGUCAAACAACCAUUGAAAAGGUUUCCUGUGAAAUGAGAUACAGGGCUACAACAAAUCAAACUUGGAAUGUUAGAAAAUUUGACACCAACUUUACAUAUGUGCAGCGGUCAGAGUUCUGCUUGGAGUCAAACACUACUUACGUGUUUCAAGUGAGAUGUCAACAAACAGGUAACAAGUACUGGCAGCCCUGGAGUUCAUCCUUCGUUCAUAAGAUGCCUGAAACAAUUUCCCAGGUCAUGCCAAAAUCAGUUCACCACAAUACUCAGAAUUCUGGCCUUCUAGUGGCUUCCAUCUUUAAAGAACAACUUAUUUCUGACAAUAGACAAGACAUUGGACUUUUGUUGGGAAUGGUCUUCUGUGCUGCUCUGUUGUCAAUUCUCUCUUUGAUUGGGAUAUUUAACAGAUCACUCCGAACUGGAAUUAAAAGAAGAAUCUUACUGCUAAUACCAAAGUGGCUCCACGAAGAUAUUCCUAAUAUGGAAAACAGUAAUGUUCUGAAAUUGCUACAGGAUAAAAGUGAAUUUAUGAAUAAUGACCUGAGUGAACAAGUGUCAUAUGCGGACCCUGUGAUUACAGAGAUAGGAGAAAUCAUUCUUUCAGAAAAACGCAAGCCUGCAGAUGUUAGAAAGGAAACGAGCACAGGAUUCCAGGAGACACACGGCUGCCUGCAGGAGUCACUGUCUGCCAGUUCUGCACCUGUAUACAUUCCUGACCUCAACACUGGAUAUAAACCCCAGAUUUCAAAUAUUCUCGACAAGAGUGAUGAGAGAGCCUCCUCAACUCUGGAAACACCAACCGACACCCUAGACCUGGGAAAGGAUUUCAGGUUUAAAAAACAGCCACAUUUCGCUUUUUCUAUUUCCAGCAUGAAUUCUCUAAGCAACACACUGCUUUUUGAAGAGUUAAGCCUCAUUUUAAACCAAGGAGAGUGCAGUCAUCCUGACAUAGAAAACUCAGUAGAUACAGGAGCCACCAUGCUUUUGGAAAACAGUACGCCCAAUGAGACUGAGCCAGAACAGACCUUGCUGCCUGAUGAAUUUGUCUCCUGUUUGGGGAUCAUGAACAAGGAGUUGCCUUCUCCUCAUUCUUAUUUUCCACAAAGUAUUUUGGAAAACAAUUUCAAGAAGAUUUUACUCUUGGAAAAGUAGGACUAUGUGGCCAAAAACUAUAUGGAAAAGCUACCUUGCAGCUGGAACUUGAAUCUCCUCCUCAAGAGAAAUUUAAUUCAUUCUCAUUUUGAAAAAAAAAUCAGAGAAUUAAGGUCCAAAGAAAGAACAUGAUUCAAGAUCUAGAGAAAAGUAGCAUUCCUAUAUCUGAGUUUAAAGUAUUGGUUGUUUCCUCUUUCUAUCCCUCCACAAAAUGGGCAGAGCAGCCCUCUAUUCUGUAUAAAGUAAGGAUGCAUGAUAAAAAAUAUGUGGUGAGAAAUCAAACACUGAAAACAGUGCU
This is a messenger RNA of Ochotona princeps (American pika), 2195 nucleotides long. It is a transcript of the gene IL23R, whose product is annotated as interleukin 23 receptor. Gene Ontology annotation, molecular function: cytokine receptor activity; cytokine binding. The transcript has 10 exons. The record is from RefSeq and is a predicted model, not a curated record. NCBI's taxonomy places the organism in Eukaryota, Metazoa, Chordata, Mammalia, Lagomorpha, Ochotonidae. Bases 20 to 1897 code for a protein of 625 amino acids. Gene Ontology annotation, cellular component: signaling receptor complex; external side of plasma membrane. Gene Ontology annotation, biological process: cytokine-mediated signaling pathway.